Messenger RNA from Penicillium argentinense, 594 nucleotides. RefSeq names its product HIT family protein. NCBI's taxonomy places the organism in Eukaryota, Fungi, Ascomycota, Eurotiomycetes, Eurotiales, Aspergillaceae. The transcript is spliced from 3 exons. Gene Ontology annotation, biological process: nucleotide metabolic process. The record is from RefSeq and is a predicted model, not a curated record. Gene Ontology annotation, molecular function: catalytic activity. Bases 1 to 594 code for a protein of 197 amino acids.
AUGUCAAUAUCCUGCGCUUUCUGCAACAUCGCCACGACAAAUCCGCCCAUCCCUUCCAAAGUGCCCGAAAUAAAACCAAAUGCUUCAGAAUCAAGUCCCCACCAAACAGCUCACAUUAUACUGUCCACUGACCAUGUUCUCGCCUUUUUGGACAUAAUGCCCCUCACUCGCGGCCAUGUCCUUGUGGCGCCCAGGAAACAUUUUGAGACAUUGGGAGAUAUGGGCGUCACGGCUGGGCAGGAAAUGGGCAAAUGGCUUCCGAUUCUUUCCAGGGUUGUGACAAAGACUGUGUUCGGCGACGACACAGAUAGGCACUGGAAUGUUGUACAAAAUAAUGGUGCCCGAGCCGCGCAACAAGUCCCCCAUGUCCAUUUCCAUAUCAUCCCUCGCCCUGCUACAGAUGGACCUCAACGGCCAAGCUUUGCCAUGUUCGGUCGGGGGCAGCGGGACGAGCUCGACGAUGAAGAGGGAGAAAGAUUGGCUCAUGCCAUGAGGGUCGAGUUAGCACAGGAAGUCAGUCGUCUUGGACUGGAUGAAGGCGUGGACCUUGGCCAGAACUCUGCGUUGGGCUCGAAAGGGCGGGGGAAACUCUGA